UUCGCUUUGCCCCGGAGCGACGUCACAGCAAGGUGGAGGAUGAGUGCAAUUUUCCUCGCUCUAUCAUCCAAAGAAAAUACAGACUCCAACACAGUCAGUCGUUCAGACGCCCGUACCUGUAGCCGGUGCAGACAACCAACCCGGACUCGGCUUACUUAUUCAGCGGGGGUUCAUUUGGGCUGUAGUGAGACGACGCGGGACUUAUUGAACUUUUCAAAAUAACUUCGGAUGUCUUUCUCCCUUCUUUUUCAAACUGCGUCGGAGACUUCUUUCUGAGUAUGCCAAAUGAUCUCCCCAUUUUUUGGAUAUCCUUUACUCUCCCGGAGCGCAGACGUUUGGGUGACUUCAUGAGUUCUUCCAUCGAUAUCUUCUCAGGAGGAUGUAGUUGACCGUGACGACAUGAAGAGGUUCACCACACGUCUGAUAGCGGACUUCUCUCGAGUGCCCUCUUGACCGUCCUGAUAACCGCACCGACGCGCUUCUGGCUGAUGGGGCAAACGUCUGGGUGAUGGAGCAAACGUUUGGGUGAUGGAGAAAACGUCUGGGUGAUGGAGAAAGCGUCUGGGUGAUGGAGCAAACCCCGGAUUCCCCAUGUGAAGCUCCAACUUAUUAACAUUCUGCGUGGACUGUACUCAUCGUAGCACACUCGUGUCGGUGAACCUUUACAUUCCCUUCUGAGGAUCUGCGUCGUUUUACCAUGAGGAUCCCAUUGUCCCGGAUCCAACUGGCCCUGUUCUUUAUUCUGCUGUGCCCGGUCAACAUCAUCGGCCUAUGGUGGGCGGUGGGCAGCCCGCUGGUCAUGGACCCCAACAGCAUCUGCAGGAAGACCAAGCGGCUGGCGGGCAAGCAGGCUGAGCUGUGCCAGACGCAGCCCGAGAUCGUGAGUGAGGUUGCCAGAGGCGCGCGGCUGGGGGUCCGCGAGUGCCAGUUCCAGUUCCGCUACCGCCGCUGGAACUGCACCAGCCUCAACAAGUACUUUGGGAAGGUGCUGCAGCAAGACAUCCGGGAGACGGCGUUCGUGUACGCCAUCACGGCGGCGGGAGUCACCCACGCCGUCACCCAGGCCUGCAGCAUGGGGGAGCUGCUGCAGUGCGGCUGCGAGGCCACCAGGAGCCGGGCCCCUCCGCGGCCCCCCGCCGCGGGCCCAGGGGAGCCCGCCGGCUCGGGGGAGGGGGGCAAGUGGGAGUGGGGGGGCUGCGGGGACGACGUGGAGUUCGGCUACGAGAAGUCCAAGCAGUUCAUGGACACCAAGCGGCGUCGAGGGAAGAGCGACAUCCGGGCGCUGGUGGACCUCCACAACAACGAGGCUGGGAGGCUGGCAGUGAAGCUCUACAUGCGCAUGGAGUGUAAGUGCCACGGGCUGUCGGGCUCGUGCACGCUGCGCACGUGCUGGAAGAAGAUGGCACCGUUCCGUGAGGUGGGCGACCGGCUGCUAGAGCGCUUCAAAGGCGCCUCCAAGGUGAUGGGUGGCAACGACGGCAAGACGCUGAUCCCCGUGGGCCACAACAUCAAGCCCCCCGACCGCCAGGACCUCAUCUACUCGGCCGAGUCGCCCGACUUCUGCCAGGCCAACCGCAAGACGGGCUCGCUGGGCACGCGCGGCCGCACCUGCAACAGCACCGCCAUGGACGUGAGUGGCUGUGACCUGCUGUGCUGCGAGCGCGGCCACCGCGACGAGACGCUGGAGUUCGAGGAGAACUGCCUGUGCCGCUUCCACUGGUGCUGCGUGGUGCAGUGCAAGAAGUGCUCUGUGCGCAAGGAGCUCAGCCUCUGUCACUGA
Messenger RNA from Gadus chalcogrammus (walleye pollock), 1780 nucleotides. It is a transcript of the gene wnt6b, whose product is annotated as wingless-type MMTV integration site family, member 6b. The transcript is spliced from 4 exons. The record is from RefSeq and is a predicted model, not a curated record. Gene Ontology annotation, biological process: neuron differentiation; canonical Wnt signaling pathway; cell fate commitment. Gene Ontology annotation, molecular function: cytokine activity; frizzled binding. Lineage: Eukaryota; Metazoa; Chordata; Actinopteri; Gadiformes; Gadidae. The coding region runs from base 698 to 1780 and encodes 360 amino acids. Gene Ontology annotation, cellular component: extracellular region.